Messenger RNA from Rhea pennata, 960 nucleotides. Its product is annotated as olfactory receptor 14A16-like. NCBI's taxonomy places the organism in Eukaryota, Metazoa, Chordata, Aves, Rheiformes, Rheidae. Gene Ontology annotation, biological process: G protein-coupled receptor signaling pathway. Gene Ontology annotation, cellular component: membrane. Bases 1 to 960 code for a protein of 319 amino acids. The transcript has a single exon. The record is from RefSeq and is a predicted model, not a curated record. Gene Ontology annotation, molecular function: G protein-coupled receptor activity; olfactory receptor activity; odorant binding.
AUGUCCAACAGCAGCUCCCUCAACGAGUUCCUCCUCCUGCCAUUUGCGGACACACCAGAGCUGCAGCUCUUGCACUUCUGGCUCUUCCUGGGCAUCUACCUGGCUACCCUCCUGGGCAACAGCCUCAUCAUCACAGCCGUAGCCUGCGACCACCAUCUCCACACCCCCAUGUACUUCUUCCUCCUCAACCUCGCCCUCCUCGACCUUGGCUCCAUCUCCACCACUGUCCCCAAAUCCAUGGCCAAUUCCCUCUGGAACACCAGGGCCAUUUCCUAUUCAGGAUGUGCUGCUCAAGUGUUUAUGUUUGUCUUUUUGCUUGGAGGAGAAUUUUCUCUUCUCACUGUUAUGGCCUAUGACCGCUACAUUGCCAUUUGCAGACCCCUGCACUAUGGGAAACUCAUGGGCACCAGAGCUUGUGUCAAAAUGGCAGCAGCUGCCUGGUGCUGCAGUUUUCUCAAUGCUCUCCUGCACACAGCUAACACAUUUUCACUACCUCUCUGCCAAGGCAACACAGUGGACCAGUUCUUCUGUGAAAUCCCCCAGAUCCUCAAGCUCUCCUGUGCAGACUCCUACCUCAGGGAAGUUGAGGCUCUUGUGGUUAGUCUUUGUUUAGUCUUUGGAUGCUUUGUUUUCAUUGUGCUAUCGUAUGUGCAGAUCUUCACUGCUGUGCUGAGGAUCCCCUCCGAGCAGGGCCAACACAAAGCCUUCUCCAUGUGCCUCCCUCACCUGGCCGUGGUCUCCCUCUUUGUCAGCACUACAGCAUUUGUCUACCUGAAGCCCUCCUCCAUCUCCUCCCCGUCUCUGGAUCUGGUGGUGGCUGUUCUGUACUCAGUGGUACCUCCAACACUGAACCCGCUCAUCUACAGCAUGAGGAACAAGGAGCUCCAGGAUGCCCUGAGGAAUGUGAUCUCAUGGACAUUUUUCAGCAGUAGUAAAAUUCCCUUUGCUCUCCACAAAUGA